AGAAGAAACAAAGAUGUACGUGAUGUGUUUAACUAAAUGUGUUAAUGAAAUAACAUACCAUCGUAACCUUUUCAUUAUAAAGACCUAUUAGUUAAACACUUGAACUAAAUCCUGGCUUUGGUUUCAGAUCUUUCAUAAAUACUGCAGAUUUCAUGUUACGAUGGAUGAGUUUGAGUGAUACCUAUUCAUCAUAUGCCCAUUUAGAGAACUCCGGCAUACACGUACAAUAUCUCUCUCUGAUCUGUCGAGAUGAUCUGUUGUUUCUAAAACUUCCAGUUCUAGUGCAGAAACUCAACGGUGUAGUGAAAUAGACUAGACAAACCAUGUCAAUUCCGAAAUCGCUUUUUCUUGUUUUUGAUUUAUUUUUGUUUCAGAACCAUUGAAUAUUCAAGAGAUUCUGUGCUCAGCACUCCUGACAGGAAUUGUAUUCGGGAUUAUCAUCCUUUGAUUUAUAUCCUGUGGGUUUCCAAUCUACCCGGAUCUAUAAAAGAAAAAAAAUGGUUAUUAUGCUCAGCACUCCUCACAGGAAUGAAGAGGUUCUGUAUUGCCAUUUUGAAGAUGAAAAUGCAUCCACACAGCAUCUACUAGAGAUCUAUAUCUAGCUUGAUUUUUCCUAAUGCUUGUCAAUGCAAAUACUUCUUUGAGGCAUGUGAGCGGUGCUAUUCCUUCGUUCUUUAAGAAAAACCGACACCAGUUCUGCUUCCAAAAGUAUCAGAAAGUUUCUUGUUUGCCUGCUCACCUGGACUUGCAUGAGCACGUUGAGCGGAGUUUGGGAUUGAAAAGGUCGCCACUUCGUUUGAUCGAGGAAAUGGGAAGUGGUGGGGUUCUUCGAGCAAACUCAAAUGAGUUACCUCUUUCUUCUUCAUAUGAGUCUGCUAUGGAAGCACUUUCCUCUCUCAUUACUCGUCAGAAACGCGGAGAGAAAUCAAACAUUAAUGGUAAAUAUGAAAAAAUGGAGAGGAUGCAAAUGUAUUUAAAGAUAUUGGGUUUGGAGGAUCAGAUAGCUGGUCUCAAAAUUAUCCAUGUUGCUGGAACAAAAGGAAAGGGUUCAACUUGCUCAUUCUGCGAAGCCAUUUUACGGGAAAGUGGUUUUCGAACUGGACUUUUCACCUCUCCUCACUUAAUUGAUGUGAGAGAAAGAUUUCGUGUAGAUGGGUUGGAUAUUUCAGAAGAAAAUUUCCUACAAUACUUUUGGGACUGUUGGCACCAAUUGAAGGAAAAUCUUUCAGAGGACUUGCCGAUGCCCCCGCUUUUCCAAUUCCUAACUGUAUUAGCUUUUAAGAUAUUUGUAUCUGAAAAGGUUGACGUUGCAAUCAUUGAAGUUGGUCUUGGGGGAAGGAAGGAUUCAACGAAUGUGAUAAAAGAACCCGUUGUCUGUGGUAUUUCUUCGCUAGGGAUGGAUCAUAUUGAGUCACUGGGAGAUACGCUUGGGAAAAUUGCGUCACAUAAGGCAGGAAUUUUUAAGCCUGAAACACCCGCAUUCACCGUAGAUCAACUUCCCGAAGCCAUGGAUGUUCUUCGGGAGAAAGCUUCUGAAUUGAUGGUCCCUUUGGAAGUAGUUCCACCUCUGGAGCCACAAACUUUGGGAGGACUGAAGCUCAGCUUAUCUGGUGAUCACCAGUACGCAAAUGCCGCUCUUGCUGUUGCUCUUUGUAAAUGCUGGCUUCUGAAAACAGUGAAUGCGAAAGACGUGUUAACAAAUGAAAAAGUAGAGGCAAAGUUACCGGAGCCUUUUCUUAGAGGUCUUGCAACUGCACGCCUCGGUGGACGGGCACAGACUGUCUAUGACAGUUCAUCCGCUUCCAACUCGUCAGAAAUGAAAGAAAAUGCUAUGGGGGACCUGAUCUUCUACUUGGAUGGAGCUCACAGUCCAGAGAGUAUGGAGGUCUGUGCAAAAUGGUUCUCCAAUGCUGUAAUAGAGAAUAGAAAUUCUUCAAUUAAGCAUGACGUAGAAAAUCUCGAGAGUUCCAGCAAAAUCUCGAAGCAGGUCCUUCUAUUCAACUGCAUGGAGGUGAGAGACCCUCAGGUUCUUCUUCCUAGGCUCAUCACCACUUGUGCAUCUUCAGGUGUUCAUUUCUCAAAAGCCCUUUUUGUUCCAAGUAUGUCAGCGUAUAAUAAGGUCACCUCGGCCUCAAGUAUAUCAUCAGAUAUCUAUUCCAAGGACUUAAAAUGGCAGUACAUGUUGCAGAGAAUGUGGGAGAGGAUUCUCCAUGGGAAUGAAGCCGUAAAUGAUGACAACUCAAAGCUUGAAAACUUAGAGACACUGUUGCCACCUACAACUUUCCUUUGUGGAAGUCCAACUGCAACUACUAGUAAAUGCAAUGGGGAAAAACAAUUCACAAGCAGUUGUGUCAUGCCAUCAUUGCCUUCGACAAUAAAAUGGCUAAGGGAUUGUGUCAGGGAGAACCCUUCCCUCAGAGUUCAGGUUUUGGUGACUGGAUCUCUGCACCUAGUUGGAGACGUUUUGAAGCUCUUGAAGAGAUGAUUUGCCCUGAACACGCAACACUAACAGUAUAGUAAGACAUUCAUUCUUUCAGCAUGCAUCAGACGUUGUUUAUUUUCCCUGAGUUGCUUGUAGAAUAGCAUUUGUUGUAUCAUUUGAAACCGAAAACGAAUUGUUGCGUGGGUUGUUGUAACAUAUUGUGUUCAUACUGUCAUUUCAAUCUCAUUAAAUCUUGAGAAGCAGUUGAGAAAUGCAAUAAAGUUGAUUCCAAGUCCAGAAUA
Molecule: messenger RNA, 2724 nt
Organism: Papaver somniferum (opium poppy)
Lineage: Eukaryota; Viridiplantae; Streptophyta; Magnoliopsida; Ranunculales; Papaveraceae
Product: folylpolyglutamate synthase-like
Exons: 17
Coding region: 617-2485 (622 amino acids)
Biological process (GO): tetrahydrofolylpolyglutamate biosynthetic process
Cellular component (GO): mitochondrion; cytoplasm; cytosol
Molecular function (GO): tetrahydrofolylpolyglutamate synthase activity; ATP binding
Source: RefSeq, a predicted model, not a curated record